GUUGCUGUUGUUCUUGCUGCUGUCUAUGACAUUUUGCUGUGUCGGCGGCGUGUCCCUUCUCCUUCCGUUUUGUAAAUAAAUAAAUAGUGAAAUUAUACAAAAUGUCGGAGCAUUUACCAUCAACGUCAACAGCACGUAUCCACUACAGUGACGAUGUGUUGGCAAGCGAAGAGUAUCGUUCGGAAUACCGUCGUCAAGAAUUCAACAGCAAGGAGUCCAUAAACCUAACACCCUCGGCCACACCACAUGGUUCGCCACAAUCCCGCCAACGUUUAGGACAGCAUUUAAGUAAAUCAGCCUCCGAAUUGAACGGUCACAAGGAGUCACCGCAGACAUCACCGAAACGGGCGAAAAGUGCCGCUGCGCCACACACAUCCUCAAGUGGCGGAGGAGGGGUGUUGCAGAAAACCCAUGGCUUCUUUAAUAAUCUGAAACAUCGUUGGGGACGAGCGAAAAGUAAGGAUCGGGUGGGGCGUAAGUCGCCAAAUGAUUUUCUCGAGGAGAGUACAGAUUAUGCUGCUGACUACAGUUCGGAGAGUAGUUCUGUCACCCAAUCGCCAAGGCAUAGAUCGAAGACCAUAGGAGGUUCACCUUUGGCCAAGGAAUUUAAGGCCACCGCCAGAAUGGCCCAGGCCAUACAGAGGUUUGGUGGUUCCAUGGAGGGGCGGAUCGAUGAGCAUCCUGAGAAUGGGGGCAGCAAUUAUGGGGCCAAUGAUUCGCAUUUGACAGCCCGGCAAAUUGAACAUUUACAGGCCGAAGAGAAACGCCGCAAAAAGGAAGCCCAAUUACGUCAAUAUGUCUUCUUUCAACUACGUGUUCAUCUCAAGAAUGGCAGUGAUUUAGUGGCCAUGGAUAAAAAUGGUCUGAGUGAUCCUUAUGUUAAAUUUAAAAUGGGCGGCCGCCUUUUACACAAAUCACGCACAAUACAUCGAGAUUUGAAUCCCGUGUGGGAUGAAGUGUUUGUGGUGCCAAUUGAAGAUCCUUUUGAGCCAAUUAUUGUUAAGGUAUUCGACUACGACUGGGGCCUGCAGGACGAUUUCAUGGGCUCGGCAAAAAUCGAUUUGACACAACUGGAAUUAGGCAUUGCUGAAGAUGUCAAUUUGGCGCUGCACGAUGUCAACCACCCCGACCGGCCAAUGGGCGAAAUUCUGGUGAAUUUAACUCUGUGGCCGCGCAGUCAAGAGGACAAAGAGCAGCAUUUCCAGCGAAAUUCAAAAUUGGCUGAAUCAUCGAAACGUUUAAAGUCUCAAAUCUGGAGUUCAGUUGUCACGAUAUUGCUGGUUAAAGCCAAAGGUUUGCCGCUGGCAGAGGAUGGCAAUAAAUUAAAUGAUGCCCACAUCAAAUUUAGACUUGGAAACGAAAAAUACAAAAGUAAAUCAUCAUGGACGGAACGAUGGCUGGAACAAUUCGACCUGCAUCUGUUCGAAGAGGAACAGCAGCUGGAAAUAUCAUUAUGGAAUCGUAAUACCCUAUUCGGCAAAGCUUCCAUAGAUUUAAGUGUAUUCGAGCGAGAAAAUACCCAUGGCAUUUGGAAACAAUUUGAAGACUGUCCCGGUGAGGUAUUCCUCAUGUUGACCAUAAGCGGAACAACGGCUCUCGAAACAAUCAGCGAUUUGAAGGCGUUCAAGGAGGAUCCACACGAGUUGAAAGCAAUGACCGAACGUUAUCGUUGGCAUCGUUGCUUUCAAAAUCUACGCGACGUCGGCCACUUGACGGUGAAGGUGUUCGGGGCUCAGGGUCUAGCCGCAGCCGAUAUUGGUGGGAAAUCUGAUCCCUUUUGUGUGCUAGAAUUGGGAAAUGCCCGCUUACAAACACAGACGGAAUAUAAGACUUUAACGCCAACGUGGAAUAAGAUUUUUACAUUCAAUGUCAAAGACAUAACGCAAGUUCUGGAAAUCACAGUUUACGAUGAAGAUCGCGACCAUCGUGUGGAGUUCCUGGGGAAAUUAGUAAUACCCCUGCUGCGCAUUAAAAAUGGUGUCAAGCGUUGGUAUACUCUGAAAGACAAAAAUCUCUGUUCGCGGGCCAAAGGUCUAUCGCCACAGAUUCUCCUAGAGAUGCACGUGGUAUGGAAUGAAGUGAGAGCGGUCUGUCGUGUCCUGCAACCAAAAGAGGAGAAAUUAAUCCAACAGGAGGCCAAGUUUAAAAGACAAUUAUUUUUACGAAAUGUUAAUAGACUGAAAGUGAUAAUUAUGAAUAUACUCGAUGCUGCGCGAUAUGUACAGAGCUGCUUUGAAUGGGAAAGUCCCCUUAGAUCAGUUAUAGCAUUUACUUUGUGGAUUGUAGCUUGCAUUUAUGGAAAUUUGGAGACGGUGCCGCUGGUUAUUCUUCUCAUAAUACUCAAAAAUUGGCUGGUCCGUUUAAUUACGGGACAAUCGGAUUCAACAAGCGGUAGUUAUGAUUAUGACUACGAUGAGGAUGAUGAUGACGACAAAGAGAAGGAGGAAAAGAAAUCUAUAAAGGAACGUUUGCAGGCCAUACAGGAAGUCUCACAAACUGUACAGAAUACAAUUGGCUAUUUGGCGUCGCUGGGAGAGAGUACCAAGAAUACCUUUAAUUUUUCCGUCCCCGAACUAACCUGGUUGGCAGUGGUUCUACUAAUUGGUGCCAUAAUUGUCUUACACUUUGUACCUAUACGUUUCCUGCUACUCUUCUGGGGCAUAAUGAAAUUUAGCCGCAGAAUAUUGAGACCGAACACCAUACCCAAUAAUGAGCUGUUGGACUUUCUCUCAAGGGUACCAGAUGAUGAAGAACUUAACCAAUUUCGAGAAUUACCGCCCACGGCUGUCAGCGAUGCUCAGCGUGGCAAUCCCAAGAAGAAAAUCAAAGCAUCAUAGUCUCAGGCCAGCAUCGAGGACGCUGAUAACAUACGUGAUUUCCUCAGUACCAGUGAUUAUUCCAGCAAACCCGUAGCCUCGUCUACCAUCGCCGCGGUCCAUGCAGCCGCAGCUAUGCCACAACAUGUUGUCAACCUCUCGACACGUUCCAUGCGUAAUGUAUCGCACAUGUUCAAAGCCAGUACGGAUAGUUUACGAAUGGCAGCAUUUAAGAAGAUACAUAAAAAAUCAAAUGAUAAAUACGACUAGAGCAUCAAAAUUCGAACCAAAAACAAAACGUGAAUCAAAAGUGACAACAUCAAAUACCCAAGAAGCGUCAACAUUUUUUCCAUUUAAAAUUUAGAAAAACAAAAUUAAAUUCCAUUUUUUCUCAAAAAUUUACACAACAAAACAAACAUCACAUACAACUCAAAUGCACUGUUACAACAACAACAACAAAAUAUUAUGUACAUACACCUCAUUUUUUAUAUAUUAAAAAAAAAACUAAUUUAGUAUACAUACAACAUAUUUACACUGAGAGGAAAAAACCAAAACAACAAAAAAAAAACUAAAUUUAGAUGGAAUUAAUCUAUUGUCUAUCCACUUGGAAUAUGUUGCAAGUUGUAAGGGUGGAAGAUAAGAUAAAAUAUUCUAGAAUGUGUAUUAUUUAUCUUCUCCGACGUGCUCUAGAAGAAAUCCAUUAAAGAGUACAAUAUAUUUGAUUAUAAAGGAUUGGGGAGGCUCCUGUAGUUAACUUUAAAAUUUGGGGUUGUUUAUUGAGUAAAGGCUCUAACUAGGGAUUAUAUUAUAGAAGAGCCCCGAAAAAGGAUUUUAAAUAUAUUAUAGGCGAGUCAAAGUGGGAUUUUAUAUCUAAGACCAAAAAGAGAAUAUGAAGAGAACUCAAAAGGAUUUUCAUAUAAAACGAUACCAGGCAGUCUCUUGUAGUCGACUCAAACAAAUCAAUAUGAGAAGGAAGUCUA
This is a messenger RNA of Musca domestica (house fly), 3796 nucleotides long. RefSeq names its product multiple C2 and transmembrane domain-containing protein-like. The record is from RefSeq and is a predicted model, not a curated record. The transcript has 13 exons. NCBI's taxonomy places the organism in Eukaryota, Metazoa, Arthropoda, Insecta, Diptera, Muscidae. Gene Ontology annotation, cellular component: synaptic vesicle membrane. Bases 102 to 2837 code for a protein of 911 amino acids. Gene Ontology annotation, molecular function: calcium ion binding. Gene Ontology annotation, biological process: regulation of neurotransmitter secretion.